AUGCUCGUCUUUCUUUUUAUCGUUGCUGCAAUUUAUACAUCAUUUCCACAUACUAAUGCUGCUUCAGAUUGUAGUGUAUGCGAAUUGAAUGAAUAUUAUAAUGCGACAAAUGGUUAUUCGUGUUUUCAUAUAAGUAAUGGACAAGUCGCUUGUACUUGUCCCGAUCAACGCUAUACACUUGAUCAACCUUGCCGUAUUUGCGAACGUAAGAAUAUAUGUGGUGAUGAUCCAAAUAAUUUAUGUGCAGAGUUAUCACCAACCUCGUUUACUGAUAACAAUGAUAGUACUGCACACUUCGCUUGUUUUUGCACUGACACUAGCUUCUAUAUUGGUGAACCUUGUCCAUCAAUUCCUACAACACCGAUAACUACCACAACAUUAUCAGUCCCCAUAUCAUCGACAAUUGUUACAACAAUAGGACCCCUUACAAGACCGACAACUACUAGAACAUCGACAGUUGUUACAACACAGACAAGUACCAUAACAACGGGAACUACUAGAACAUCGACAGUUGAAACAACACAGACAAGUACCAGAACAAUGGGAACUACUGCAUAA
Molecule: messenger RNA, 558 nt
Organism: Rotaria sp. Silwood1
Lineage: Eukaryota; Metazoa; Rotifera; Eurotatoria; Philodinida; Philodinidae
Source: the annotation of a GenBank genome assembly